AUGUUUCCAAGAAUAAGUUGCCUUCCUUUAAUUGGGAAAAUCUGUAAGAACCACCAGAAGGCUACCUUUGCGUCUGUUCCUUUAGUAAACAAAAUUGUGCGUACAAGAAACUCCUUCACUUUGAACAAUUUAGCAAAUGAAAAAGAUGAAGCGGUGCGCAACAUGUUGGAUGAUGGCAUUUCCUUUCUGCUAUGCGGGGACUGCACCGUCCAUCAUAAACCAGGGUUAACAUACGAAAUAGGACAUAGGAGAAGCUUCCAUUUGGGAAACAGCACUGAACUUAUUAUACCAGCACAUCGCAUAAGGAGCAACAUAAGUGCUAGACCUUGGGGAAGUGAGAGUCCCCAUCACAGUGAAGACUCUGGAAAUGGGAUGCUCCCCACCAAUUCCAUACGCACAGCAUGUGUACAGAAAACACUUCAUUUUAGUUGGCUCAAAAAUAUUAGGAAGAAACAGUACUACAAGAUUAUCGGGAAAAUGGGCGUUAAAAAAAGGAACGCUGGAAUGUACUGGAGUUUCUAUGUCAACAAGAGGAAAAAAAUUAGAAAGAAGCGCAGGACUAUUUAA
Molecule: messenger RNA, 567 nt
Organism: Plasmodium fragile
Lineage: Eukaryota; Apicomplexa; Aconoidasida; Haemosporida; Plasmodiidae
Exons: 1
Coding region: 1-567 (188 amino acids)
Source: RefSeq, a predicted model, not a curated record